CAGUGGGCCGCGCUGGCCGCCAUUGAGGGACCCGGAGAGAGAGAGGGGUCAGACGAACAGCGACAGGCGAGGGUUGUGCGCCGCCGUGAUCUGGGAUCUCCUUCUUCUUGCUGUCAAAACUGAACUUUUGUCAUAGUUGGAGGGUUUUUUUGUUUUUAAAUAUUUCGUGCUUCCUGUCUCCUUCCGUUUUUUGUUCUCCGAUUUUAAAAGGAUUCUUAUUUAAGGGGUGAUAUUUAUAAUAACAUCGCACUGCGAGGAGCCAGCCUUGCUGCGCCGCACACGCGUACGGUCUGAGCCUCGCUCGGGGCAGGCACGGUGCGUGUCGUGCCCACUAGCGUUUGAUGGAUCCGAGAAUCGCCUGGUUUCAGCCAGAACAGCUCGGACCUGCCAACAGCUUGUGGAUGCAGAUCUGGGAGACGACGCAGGGUCUGAGCAACCUGUACUUCAACAACAACUACAGCAGCGGCAGCAGCAGCGGGGGGACGGCCGACGCCAGCUCGGCGAAGAGCGGGGCUCCCAGCGAGGGCAGGAGCCCUGGCAUGUCUAACGCCAGGCCGGAGGGUGAGAUCGGGCAGCAGCGGGACUUUUUACCCUUGGAGACCAACAACAACCGGCCAGCGGGGAGGGGCGGCGGGGCCGGAGGGGGGGGCGGAGGGGGCGCCGGGGGCUGGAGAGGGGGCUCGGACCUGCGCAACAAGAGGAAGCGGGACAACAAGGCGAGCACCUUCGGGUUCAACAGCAGCCUGCUGCUCCCGGGCUCCGGGGGCAACGGGGUGGCAGGAGGAGGCGGCGGCGGCGGCGGCUACACUGGGACGCCGUGGAAGACGAGGAACUACUCCGAAGGGAUUCUGGGGCUCCAUGAAGAGAUCAUUGAUUUUUACGGUUACAUGUCGCCGCGGCCGGAGGAGGAGAGGAUGAGGAUGGAGGUGGUGAAGAGGAUUGAGAGUGUGAUUAAAGACCUCUGGCCCAGUGCGGAUGUUCAGAUAUUUGGCAGCUUCAGUACUGGCCUCUAUUUGCCGACAAGCGAUAUCGAUCUGGUGGUGUUCGGGAAGUGGGACAACCUGCCGCUGUGGACUCUGGAGGAGGCCCUGCGGAAGAAGAACGUGGUGGAUGAGAACUCGGUCAAGGUGCUGGACAAGGCGACGGUGCCCAUCAUCAAACUCACAGACUCGUACACAGAGGUCAAAGUUGACAUCAGCUUCAACGUGGAGAGUGGCGUGAAAGCUGCCGAAUUCAUCAAGGAAUUCAAGAAGAAAUAUCCUGUGCUCCCUUACUUGGUGCUGGUGCUGAAGCAGUUCCUGUUGCAGCGGGACCUCAAUGAAGUGUUCACAGGCGGAAUCGGGUCGUACAGCCUCUUCCUGAUGGCCGUCAGCUUUCUGCAGUUGCAUUCCAGGGAGGAUGCCAGCAGUCCCAACGCCAACAUUGGAGUGCUUUUAAUCGAGUUUUUCGAGCUCUACGGGAGGCAUUUUAACUACCUGAAGACGGGGAUCCGCAUCAAGGACGGCGGCUCCUACGUGGCCAAGGACGAGGUGCAGAAGAACAUGGUGGACGGGUACCGGCCCUCCAUGCUCUACAUCGAAGACCCCUUACAGCCAGGCAACGACGUGGGCCGCAGCUCGUAUGGUGCCAUGCAGGUGAAACAGGCGUUUGACUACGCCUACGUCAUCCUCGGCCACGCGGUGUCGCCCAUCGCCAAGUACUACCCCAACAACGAGACGGAAAGCAUCUUGGGCCGGAUCAUCCGGGUGACGCAGGAGGUGGCGGAUUACAGGGACUGGAUCACCAAAAACUGGGGCUCUCCAUCCCAGAACGAUAACGAUUCCUCCUUGAACCGGAACGAGGUGACGUUAUUUGUGGAGUCGCAGCAGCUGGACAAGUGCAACAACAACAUGUCGGAGGAGGUGGUCUUGUUGACGCCAUCGCGGAGCAAGCACUCCUCUAACUCUUCCUCCGGCCCCCUGUCGUCCCCAUCCUCCUCCUCCUCUCCGUCCUCCCCCUCUUCUACCGCCUCCAGCUCCAGCGACGCUGCAGUGCCAGACCGGCUGGGCCUUGUCUCAUCUCUCCCGCGCUGUCUCCCCCAGGACUCGGACGGCACGCCGUGUAAGAGCGCCAAGCCCCUCGCGGGCCGGACCCCCGGCGCGCACCGAGAGGCGGCGGGGUCGGCGGCCCAGCACUGCGCCCAGAGCCGUUCCUCCGGCAGCCCCGCCGGCGGCGCCAGCAAGGCCAAGAACGCAGCGCGGCCUUUCCGCUUCUCCGCCCCCAAGAGCAGUCAGGGACAGCAGGGCUCCGGGCACCCCAGCGUGUCGGCCGGCGGGAAGGCGCACCAGGGCGGCAAGGCGCACCACCAGUACAACGGCAAGAAGAGGAAGCCGCCGCGCGAGAGCACGCACGAGGACCUCUGCAGAUAGGGGGCGCUGCUGCCCCUCAGACUCUGCCAAACUGUCCCCAUUCUGCUGCAGGACCUUUUCUUUAGAAGACUUUUUUGUUCCUUGUGGGAUAUAUAAAGAAAAAAAAAAAACUUUUUAUAACUUAAAAAAAAAAUGGGGUGAGGGUGAAAGGGAAGACUUCUCGGUCUCUCUUGCUGCUUUUAUAUUUGUCCUGGGUUUGCACAGAAACGAAUGAAGGAAUUCUUUCCAAGCGCGCUGUCCUCGUGUGGGCGUGCGCCCUACCCCCCCUGCCUGCCGCCACCGCAGCAGCAGCAGCAGAUCGCCCUGGGAUCGGACGACCAGGAGAGGAGAGACGGGGAACCGGCGCGCGCGCUCAACCAAAUCACACAGAGCCCCUGCUGAACCGAGCGGGGACGAGACUCCUAGGUUGGAAGUUGAGGACACUGGAAAAUAAAAACCGACAAAAUUACAGAGAAAUUCAGAGAGGGGAAAAAAAAUCGACAAAACUACAAAACCACAAAAAAUAUAUAGUCGAAGAAAAGUCAAUAAAAAAUAGAAAAAAAAAACAGAUCCUUCAGAAUGGUCCUGCAAGUUAUGCAUGAAGAUUAAGGGAUUCUUUUGUCAUUGAGGGACUGAGAGGGGAUUUAGGGUUUUAACAUGUACAGACUAUUUGACAUUUGUACAAAAAAAAAGCCAAAAAAAGAAAAUCAACUAAAAAAAAAAAAUUUAGUAUUACUUUUUACACUGUAUACUAAUUUGUGAUUUAAAGGUGUAUGUUUUGACUGAGAGGUGAAGAAGAGCCAAACCCCAGUUCUCUUGCCAAUACUGAUCAUCAGCACAAGUCUACCUGUAGGAGCUCACCUGUAUCUGUACUUGACAUCUCUAGACAAGGGCACCCGUACCGAUACGAGAGCUUUUAAUCCUGCGACGUCGGCCACCUCCUGGUGUUGCAAAAAGAAAAUCAAGACAAGCAACUUCACAUUCUCUUUUUGUUCUUCGGGGUUAUCAAACCUUUGUUUUACUGCCUGUGUUUUGUUGAGAUAAAGGAAAGCUGGCUUCCUACGUAGCUCUGUACUCUGAAACAGGCAGCCUGGGGGGUGUAAUCGGCUGGGUAACUAGGCGAUAACACUACCUCACUGUCUCAAACAGAAUUUUAGCAAACUUAAUACUGUUUUCAGUAAUUCAAUACUUGAUGUUCUAUUUCCUUCCCUAAACAUUCACAAAUUGUGUUGAUUGUAUGAGUGACCAAGUGACUUCAGGAUGUUGAGUGACCACUUGCAAGACUAGGGAUAUUUUUGCAUUCUCCCAGGUGUGGCAGGUAUACUGCGUUUACUCUGAGAGCCAGUUGUGUUAACGUUGAAUAGUAAAUAAUGGAGGAGGCACAAGCAUUUGCCUGAGUUAGGGGUUUCUGCUGCACUUCCUUCACUGCCCACAGGUGGCACUACAACACAACAGAUCAACUCUUUUGAAGUGCUUUUUUUUUUAAACCGGUGCCAUGUAGAAUUCUCAGUCAUUAUCGCUACAAGGAGUAUUUUAAUCAGACUUAAACUGGCCUGCCUAGUCACUACAAACGUUGAAACAUGCAAUAAAAAUUAUUUAUACAACUA
Molecule: messenger RNA, 3994 nt
Organism: Lepisosteus oculatus (spotted gar)
Lineage: Eukaryota; Metazoa; Chordata; Actinopteri; Semionotiformes; Lepisosteidae
Gene: tent4b
Product: terminal nucleotidyltransferase 4B
Biological process (GO): RNA 3'-end processing
Cellular component (GO): nucleolus; TRAMP complex
Molecular function (GO): mRNA binding; poly(A) RNA polymerase activity
Source: RefSeq, a predicted model, not a curated record